CUAUAAUUAAAUAUCUAGAAUAGAUCUAGAUCACCCCAUAGGCCAUACAUAGCAUUUUAUUUAAAGACUUUAAAAACCAGAGAUUUGGACUAGAUCUAGAUCUACUAUCAUCUAGAUAGAUUAUGUAGAUCUACUUAGUCUUAGAUAAGUGACAGAUGUUAAAGUAGAUUUGAAAACAUAGUGAUCUUAUAUUAACAGAACUACACCACAAGUAUGUAACUUUGAAAGAGGUUCAAGCCCCAAUGAAUAUGCUCAACAUCAUUUUCUGGAAAAUGGCAUCAGUGAACUAAAUCAAGUAGACAAUGAGUUGAUAGUAGAUUUUCUAGUCAGAUUUGAGUGUACUUUGCUUGAAGAAUUAUCAAAAUGGGUUUUGAAGUGGAGGAGAUUCAGGUCAUUGAACUUCAUAUGAUGGACAAAAGGAAGUACUUUCCACUGACCCUUCUCAGUGGCCUUACUAUUAGAACAAUGCUUUAUCCUUUUGUCUUGAUUAAGACACGUUUACAAAUUCAAAAGGGGAACACAGUAUAUCGAGGAACCUUUGAUGCAUUUGUCAAAAUUGUAAGAAAUGAAGGCAGAACUGGUUUAUAUAGAGGAUUCUGGGUAUCAUGUUUACAAUUAUUUCCAUCUAUGGCUUACAUAUCAACCUACGAGGGAACAAGACACUAUCUUAAAGAACAUUUAGGAGUUACUGAAAAUAGCAUACGUUCAUUUGUGGGUGGAGGCUUAGCAUCAGUCACUGGUCAAACUCUAGCUGUCCCAAUAGACAUCAUAUCACAGCAUUUAAUGUUAAUGGGAAGACGAGAGAAAUGCAAAGAUUUCAGUGAGUGGUCCAAAGAAGAAAGGCGAGCUCAAAUAAAACUAUCCAAUCUUCAAAACAUACACCUGAAUGAACGUGUCUCAAUGUCAAGGUUUGGUGCAGUGAAUGCCAUUAUUAGGACCAUCUACAAGAGAGAUGGCUUACUGGGUUUCUACAAAGGUUACUUUGUCUCUCUGGCUUGUUUUGCUCCCAACAGUGCUCUCUGGUGGUUUUUCUAUGAUUCUUAUACAGUUUUAUUUGCUGGUGUGAUACCAACCUACAUUCCACGUCUGGCCAUACAAGUUGUGGCUGCUCCACUGAGUGGGGUCUCAGCAGCUUUGAUCACAAAUCCAAUAGAUGUGAUACGUGCUCGCAUUCAGGUUGAAGGCACCAAGUUUGGAGAGACAGUCCGAACCCUGUGGACAGAGGAAGGUUACUGGCUGGUGACAAAAGGACUAUCAGCUCGGCUAGUACAAUCUGUGACCUUUUCGAUAUUUAUUAUUUUAGGCUACGAAACAAUCAAAAGAUGGAGUAUUCUAGAGCAAUAUAAAGACAAAGUCAGGUGGUGAUUUUUGUGGAAUCCUAGCUCAAGAAAAUUGUGUUAGUCAAUGCAAUAUUCCAAAUUUUAAACUUGUAAAAAAAAAUAUUAUUUAUUACAUGAAAAUUUUCUUGUUAUAUACCAUUGCUGUAUUCUUUUGUACGUACACUAUGUGCUGAUAUGUAUGUGAUUUUCAGUUCAGGACUUUCACAAAGUGAUUCAUAUAUUAAAAUCUACAUAACAUGAAUAAAUAGUGGUUCGUUUGUAGCACUC
Messenger RNA from Biomphalaria glabrata, 1607 nucleotides. RefSeq names its product solute carrier family 25 member 44-like. Bases 364 to 1365 code for a protein of 333 amino acids. Gene Ontology annotation, biological process: branched-chain amino acid catabolic process. The record is from RefSeq and is a predicted model, not a curated record. Lineage: Eukaryota; Metazoa; Mollusca; Gastropoda; Planorbidae. Gene Ontology annotation, cellular component: mitochondrion. The transcript has 7 exons. Gene Ontology annotation, molecular function: branched-chain amino acid transmembrane transporter activity.